Molecule: messenger RNA, 2847 nt
Organism: Terrapene triunguis (Three-toed box turtle)
Lineage: Eukaryota; Metazoa; Chordata; Testudines; Emydidae
Gene: MPV17L
Product: MPV17 mitochondrial inner membrane protein like
Exons: 4
Coding region: 86-682 (198 amino acids)
Cellular component (GO): cytoplasm; membrane
Source: RefSeq, a predicted model, not a curated record
CAGCACAAGGCGGCGUUGUGCGCUCUGCUGCUCUGGCCCGGCGGCGGGUGGAAGCCGUACUCCGGCACGGGAGGCCGGGGAGCCUAUGGCCGGGCCGUUGCUCCGGAGCGGGGUGCGCCGGUUCCCCUGGCUCUGCAACGUGCUGCUCUACGGCAGCCUCUUCUCGGCCGGGGACGCGGCUCAGCAGCUGCUGCGGCGGCGCCCGGGGCAGGAGCCCGACUGGGCGCAGACCCGGCACGUGGCGCUGGUGGCCCUCAGCUUCCAUGGCAACUUCAACUACGUGUGGCUGCGGGGGCUGGAGCGGGCGCUGCCCGGCCGCGCGCCCGGCGCGGUGCUGGCCAAGGUGCUGUGCGACCAGCUGGUGGGGGCGCCUGUCGCCAUCCUGGCCUUCUACACGGCAGGCAUGAGUAUACUUCAGGGGAAAGAGAACAUUUUUUCCGACUGUAAAAAGAAAUUCUGGAAUACAUAUAAGACUGGGCUGUUGUACUGGCCUUUUGUGCAGCUUUCAAACUUCGUUUUGGUCCCUGUUUACCUGAGAACAGCUUACACUGGGCUCUGUGGCUUUCUCUGGGCUAUCUUCAUUUGCUUUUCACAACAGAGCGGUGAUGGCACAGCAAAGUCGGCUUUUCUGUGGUUCCAAAGAGAGAAGGUCAAUGCAGAUGGAGAACCAUCAGAGAAAUGAGAAAAUUGUUUAAUGGAGUUUUAUUUUAAAUGGUUAAACUGUGCUUAUAAAGGGCAAUGAAUUGCACUGCCAGCUGAUUGCUGUGUUUUAAAAUGAAUCUUCAUCCCAGGGCUCAGUGGUCAUUAUAUACAGUGCAAUACUUUGGUUUUGCACCUGUUUGCACAGAAAAGAGGCCCAUUGUAUAUUGCUGUUUAAUUAUUUCCAUGCUGGCAGCUAGUCUCCUCUGGGGACUCUAGCCACUUGCUUGUCACAGUGCAGCAAGAGCAUUUGCACAACAUGGUAGCCAGCCUCAUUGGGGAGAAAUAUUAACUGUAAUUUAAUUUUCAAGCAACUUCUGAUUGCUAGAAAAGGGGGGAGGGUAGAACAUUAAAUCAUCAGUGUUUAUACUUGCCAGUUAUUAUGAGAGCAAGAUUCCUUUUGCAUUCACUGGAGUUUUCUCUGAAUUGCAACCUAUGGUACUGAAUCUAUAUUUAUUCUGAGAAAAAAUUGUACUCUUUUUUUUAUAGGAACCAAUUAUAACAUUUUUAAACUCUUGCCUUAGCCUGCAGUGAGAAUCUGUACAAAGAAAAUAACUUAGCCUUGCAAAAUUUACCAGUCUAAGCACAAAAGGAAUUUGCUCACCCUCUACAAUGAUCAAUGACAAGGAAAAAUUAAUGAAUUUUGCAAGACUGAUGUAGCUGUUGAAUUGUUGUUGCUGUGUGUGUAUUUAAUAUCCUCAAGAUAAUGAAGCAAUUAAAAGAUGGCUUUAUUUAUUCUGGUUAGUACUUUUAAAAUCAACAUUAUAUUUGGAUAUUUAUACUCCUUUUCAGUAAGAUUAAUAGUGUAUGUAGUAUGGAUGAAUGUGUAUGACAAUACAUAACACUCAAAAGCAAAUUAGAAAUAAUGUGCUCAAAUUAAUGCUUUUUGUGAUCAUUCUAUUACAGGUAAUGCUUUUAUUUUUAUUUCUGCAUGUGCCUUAAAUGUAUAGUGAUGAACUGCAUUCAUUUAGAAGAAAGGAACUUGGGAGGAGUGCCACUGCAGGGAAAAUAAGAGCUGACAUUAGGGAAAUUGACAAGGAUUUCAAGAAAGAGUAUACACAAUCUCUAUGUGAUCUGCGGUAAGAUGUGGAAAGCAUUCCAUUGGUGAUCGUUUUUGAACUUUUACCAAUAAAUGUGACAGCUAUCAGGAUUGCAAAUAAUAAGAAAUAAGGUUCAGUUUGAUAUGAGAUUACUAAUCCCUCCUACAGAGUUGAAAGACAACACCAUCAGUUAUUUUCUGUUCCCUGUUUCUUUACCUUGUCAGCAUGCACAAAAUGGAAAAUGUUGUUAAGAAUAUAGUUCUUGGAGAAAAAGUGGUGACUGAGAUAUAGUGUUGCUUUGCUGUGUGCUGUAACAAUAUGCCAUGUUCUACCCUUGAAGUAGAUGCAGUUCGUCAGUGGAUGAAUUGAUUGAUAUAUAGUUAUAAUUGUUAGUAAAAUUUGUAAUGAGUGGAACACCCCUCUUUUAUUUUUAAAGCUUUGAAUGUUUAUACAAGCUGUCCAUUAGCGCUGUAUACUUUUCUGAUGCCAGUUAUUCAGGAACUUGGCUUAAAUAGGAUUUUUGUCUGGGUAAGGACUUCAGGAUUUAUCUCCAUGUUUCUUCUGUUUUCAGUAUACAGAGAGGUAGUUCUUUGUUCCUUUGCUCUUUUGUGAAAUCACACUGGAGCAUGUAGUUCUCAUGUUUCAGUGAAUUUAAGAAUCUAAGUAAUCCUUUUACUCCCUCCAUUUCUCUUGAAAAGUUGCUAAGGGCUACAUAAGUAAACUAAUCUCUCUUCCUGUUCUAAAACCUCUUUGUAACCACAAGCUUUGGCAGUUAGUAGGAGUGUUUCAGGGGCGGGAGAUGCAAAACAAUGUGGCUAUCUUGGGCCAGAUCCUCAGCUGGUGUAAAUUGGCAUAGCUCCUUUGAAGUUUUUGGAACUCUGUCAGUGUACACCAUCUGAAGAUCUGGCCCCUUACUUUUUGGAAAUACUAUAAUUUCUUACCACUUUAUAGAUUAGGAGACUCUAAUAUGACUUUUCCUACAUAUGCAGGGCUAAUGAUUGGUGAUACAGUAUUUAUCAACAAGAACAUCUAAAAUAUCAAACCGUGGAUCAGCAGCUGGGCAGGUUUGCCCUCAUGCCUGUUUGGAUGCAUGUUUCAUAGGUGGUCC